Mus caroli (Ryukyu mouse) is the source of this 3969-nucleotide messenger RNA. It is a transcript of the gene Ppat, whose product is annotated as phosphoribosyl pyrophosphate amidotransferase. Gene Ontology annotation, molecular function: amidophosphoribosyltransferase activity. The record is from RefSeq and is a predicted model, not a curated record. NCBI's taxonomy places the organism in Eukaryota, Metazoa, Chordata, Mammalia, Rodentia, Muridae. Gene Ontology annotation, biological process: purine nucleobase biosynthetic process.
CCCGCAGGCAGCCAAAAGUGGCGCGCAUGCUGCAAGGCCCCCGCUGGCCGGAGAGGUUUCUGGGUUGGAGCGGACCAAGUCCUGACGGCUGGGGGACGGCGUGAGACCAAGGGGCACGCACGGCUCAGGUUUUCUGAGGGACCCUCGCGAUCAGCUGCGCCACUCUCAUCACCUACUCCUUGGGCACGGGAAAAUAACGGAGCCUCCCACGUGCAGGGAAAGCAGCGAUCCUGACCUCGGCCUCCUCCCCACCUCCUUGACUCCGUAGCUCCGCCCCUCUCUUCGCCCUAGUUGAUUGGCGGAGAGCGGGAGGCAGACCUGGCCACGCCCCUUUAUGAAGCGCGCCGCCGCAGUAGCGAGAACCUUGCCCGCCGGGGAAGGAGGCAGUCAGUAGCGCGAGCCUCUUGAGGCGUUCGAUAGCGGAGCGGACAGCUGGUUGGUGCUUGGACCACGCCGCUGCAGCAGGUCCCUCCACGUGCUUUCCGAGGCGCCAUGGAGCUGGAGGAGUUGGGGAUCCGCGAGGAGUGUGGUGUGUUUGGAUGCAUCGCUUCUGGAGACUGGCCCACGCAGCUAGAUGUGCCGCAUGUGAUCACUCUGGGACUCGUGGGGCUACAGCACCGAGGUCAGGAGAGCGCUGGUAUUGUGACCAGUGAUGGGAGUCCAGUGCCUAAAUUCAGGGUGCAUAAGGGAAUGGGUCUUGUAAACCAUGUUUUUACCGAAGACAAUUUGAAGAAAUUGUAUGACUCAAACCUUGGAAUCGGACAUACGAGGUACGCCACCACGGGAAAGUGUGAGCUGGAAAACUGCCAGCCAUUCGUUGUUGAGACGCUUCACGGGAAAAUAGCUGUGGCCCAUAACGGGGAACUGGUGAACGCCGCUCGGUUGCGGAAGAAGCUUCUGCGGCAGGGUAUUGGGCUUUCCACGUCCUCUGAUAGUGAAAUGAUUACCCAGUUACUCGCAUACACCCCUCCUCAAGAAAAAGAUGAUGCUCCAGACUGGGUAGCAAGAAUUAAGAACUUAAUGAGAGAAGCGCCGGCAGCAUACUCCCUGGUUAUAAUGCACAGGGAUUUCAUUUACGCCGUGCGAGAUCCAUAUGGAAAUCGUCCUCUCUGCAUCGGCCGUCUUAUGCCAGUCUCUGAUGUAAAUGACAAAGAGAAAAAAUCCUCAGAAACUGAAGGAUGGGUGGUGUCUUCAGAGUCUUGCAGCUUUUUAUCCAUCGGUGCGAGAUAUUGCCAUGAAGUCAAACCCGGAGAAAUUGUAGAAAUAUCCAGACAUGGUAUCAGAACUCUUGAUAUAAUUCCAAGGUCUAACGGAGACCCAGUGGCUUUUUGUAUCUUUGAAUAUGUUUAUUUUGCAAGACCAGAUAGUAUGUUUGAAGACCAAAUGGUUUAUACAGUAAGGUACCGGUGUGGUCAGCAGCUGGCAAUUGAAGCACCUGUGGAGGCGGACUUGGUUAGCACAGUUCCAGAGUCUGCUACGCCUGCAGCACUGGGAUAUGCAACAAAGUGUGGGCUGCCAUACGUGGAAGUGCUGUGUAAGAACCGGUACGUAGGAAGAACCUUCAUUCAACCAAACAUGAGGUUAAGACAACUCGGUGUUGCAAAGAAGUUUGGUGUGUUGUCUGACAACUUUAAAGGCAAAAGGAUCGUUCUCAUAGAUGAUUCGAUUGUGAGGGGCAAUACUAUCUCACCCAUCAUAAAACUCCUCAAAGAAUCCGGUGCAAAAGAGGUGCACAUUCGAGUUGCUUCACCGCCAAUAAAAUAUCCGUGCUUCAUGGGAAUAAACAUUCCUACAAAAGAAGAGCUCAUAGCCAAUAAACCAGAAUUUGAUUGUCUUGCAGAGUACCUCGGAGCAAACAGCGUUGUGUAUCUGUCAGUGGAAGGACUGGUUUCAUCUGUGCAACAAGAAAUAAAAUUUAAAAAGCAGAAAGUGAAAAAAUGUGAUAUUUCAAUUCAAGAAAAUGGAAAUGGUUUGGAAUAUUUUGAAAAGACAGGACACUGUACGGCUUGCCUCACUGGGCAGUACCCUGUGGACCUAGAAUGGUAGCUGCCUGGACAGAUGUGUUGCUUCCAGACUGUAGGGUCAUCAAGAAGUGGUUUACAUACUGUUGUUACUCAGUUGGUACCAAGUGGAUACCACAUGCUUAUAUAUGUAUACUUUAAGCUUUGAGAUUUUCUGAGGUUAUUAUUAAAUUGCUAUAUUGAACAUGAAGAUUACAUGUAAUGCAACAUCUGAGGAUUCAUUUUGUACAAGGACUGACUUUUCACGCAAGAGCAGGCAGGGGGUUAGUGGCCGUUCCCAGAACCAUGCUUGAGAGGUUUAAAAGAGGCUAGAUUGGGGGUGUUCUGUACAGGGGCUUUAUAAAGUUUCAUGAAGAAUUUGAGUUCAUUGUGCCCCAUAGGUAUCUAGUCUGUACGGUCAAGCCUGUAACUAUGGCCUUGAUCUUAAGAUUCUUCCACCCCAUACACGUGUGGCUCUGAGGACCAGUGUACAAUUCUUAAAAAAUGAAAACCUACAUGGGAAGCUGAGGCAGAAUCCUGAGUUCAAGGCGAACCUGGGCUUUCCUGUCUCAAGAUAAAAAGUCUUUUCUGUGCCUGGGACCCCCCAUCCAUCGUUCAUACACUUAAUACCUAGUAGGAAUGUGCGUGCCUGUUGUAGGAUGUUUCACCCUGUGUUUUACAGUGCAUGGCCAUCAGCCUCUCAGAAGCUGAUGAUAAUUACCUUUUGCUGAAUUAGUUUUCAGUUUCACUGUGAUGGGGGGAGAUGUACAGGUUUACAGUCCUUUCCCAUCUCUCUUUGGGAUGUAAUGAAUGACUAAAAAAUACAUCUGGAGCCUUUUGUUUUUUGUUUUUUUCCUACACAUGAGGAGAAAAUAUUUACUCUAGCAAAUAACUUAGUACAUUGGAAAGAGAAAGUUUUAAUUUCAAAUAAGACUUUAUCCUAGGUUGAUUAAACUUGACUGUUUGAAUUGAGUGCUUGAUCAUUCACAGAAAUGUAUACUUGUAUACAUAUUAUACGUAUGAUUUAAACAGAGCAAAUAGACACAUACUAGGGCUGAUUUUCUUAAAGGCCACUGUUUUGGGAAUUAGAUUGCCUGUACCCAAGUGUUAGCUCAUAAUCAUGUUUUUUCUACUUUAUUUUGUUAGGUAUUUUGUUAGGUGACAUUUUUAAUUUUUUUAUGAUGCAGAUUCAGUGGAUUGAGGUGAUUUACUAACUCCUGUUUGUGUAAGAUUGUUCACAUGGAAAAAUAACUAUUUCUAUAUUGUUGCCAAAAUUUGUUAUAUACUUUCCAAACCCACUUAGAAAUAUAAUAUUUAUUAAUAACUGAAAUUAUUAGUCUACAUUUGGUCUAUAGUAUCAUGCGUUGCAUAAUGGCAGGUCAAGAUAAAAUGUUAGUACUUUACGGUCAUGUGCUGCAGGGCCUGAGGUUAUUGUGUGGCAUAGACACAGGCAGAUUGGCAUUUCACAGACCCAGAGCCAUUUCAGUGGGUGCAGCCUCUUACGUUAAAUGCAUUUCCCGUGGCAGUGAGGAGGGGUAAGGCCUUUAGGUCAACUUUUAAAUGGCCUUUUUAAAAUUUGAUGUUUUACACAGAAACUCAGGGAAGGUUCUACAACCAAAAUCUCUAAUUUGACUUUUGUGUUUUCCAUAGUUUUUAUUUUGUUUUAUUGGAAUAUUUUAUAAAGCGAAAUAAUAACCAAGGUCGUUUGUACAACUUUCUUAAUUAUUUCUUCAUUAUAUGCUUUUAUUUUACAAGUUUCUGAAUAUGGAUUAAAUUAACAUUUUUUUUUUACCAGUUUCAAGCCUUGUUUUCUCUGCUUUAAAUGUAUAUAACUAGAGUACUAUAUGCUCAAAAGAUGAAAAAUGUGUUUGAACACAACGUCCCAAACUAAUAUAAACCUACUUUCUGUUUUGGCCUUUUUUUUCUUUCUUUUUUUUUUUUUUUGCUGCAAAUAUAUGUAAUAAAUGUG